AUGGUGAUUGUAUAUCCCAUUCUCUUGGUGAUGAUAUCGGUGAUUAUUUCAGUUGAUGCUUCCGCUGUUGGCACAAAACCAUCUGUUCAACUUCUUAACGGCUCCAGAGCUAUCCUACCAUGCCAGUACAAUUAUGCUGUAUAUGGGAUAUACUGGGUAUACCAGAAUGGCCAUGAAGAACCCGCAGGGGACACACUUGUUCACUUGGACACGUACUUUGACAUUGGUAAACGGAGUGGUAAGGGCGUUGACGAAGGGCGUUUCAACAUCAGUGAUGACUAUUCUCUCUUGAUCGAUCCUGUUAUGAUGAAAGAUGGUGGUCGAUACUCCUGUAUUGUGUCUGAUAUAGCAUCGGGAGGUUCAUAUAAGAAUUGCACUGAAGUCACGGUAUAUGUUUAUGCCAACACCACAAACACGAAUUUCGUCACCAUCGAGCAAUGCGAAGACUUGACCAAUCUUAACCAAUCUACAGCUUAUGAAGAAACACCGUGCAUCUACCCUAUGACUGACAAACAGACGGUUUUCCAACUGAACUGCUUGGUGAACGGGGCGAUGCCAAAUGUUUCUCUCUCUUGGACGACUAACGGAAUCUACGUAGGGAUGAACUACGACCUGACGUCUACGAUCGAAGAACGAGAAGACGGAACGUUUGACCAGAUGCUGACGAUGACAGGGUCUGUGAAUGAGACUAAGAAUGGUACUGUCUUUACCUGUGUGGCUGAAGGAUUGUCUGUUGGUGGACUUGCGAACAGUUCAGUUAUAUUCUUCAAGACUGAACAUCAAUCUGAAGUCCCAAGUUACAAGUCUACAGGCUCUACAAAUCUACUUGCACUUAAAAUUGCUUUUCCGAUAGGAAUUAUGGUUGUAGCCAUCAUUGUGGCAUUUUUCGUUUGGAGAAAUCUGAGGCGUAAAAGAAAAGAUCAAAGAAUACCUGGCUCUGAAGAAAGUGAAGAACUCCACGAAUGA
Molecule: messenger RNA, 966 nt
Organism: Lytechinus variegatus (green sea urchin)
Lineage: Eukaryota; Metazoa; Echinodermata; Echinoidea; Temnopleuroida; Toxopneustidae
Exons: 4
Coding region: 1-966 (321 amino acids)
Biological process (GO): positive regulation of T cell proliferation; cellular response to lipopolysaccharide; cell surface receptor signaling pathway
Cellular component (GO): external side of plasma membrane
Source: RefSeq, a predicted model, not a curated record